GGUGUCGUGUUUGUGUGGUUAAAUGUAAUUCAAAAUAAAUCUAUUGACAAUAUAAUGUGUGACAAUGGCUUCGGUAAAAGUGGCUGUAAGGGUUCGCCCGUUCAACCAAAGGGAGAAAGACAUGAGCGCAAAACUCAUUGUCCAGAUGGAAGGAAAGAAAACCAGACUAAUGACCGUAAAAAAUAGCAAAGAGCAAAAUGACGGCAACCGCGAGAAAUACAAGGACUUCACGUUCGACCACUCCUACUGGUCGUUCGACCACGCUGACUCACACUAUGCGUCACAGGAACAGGUGUUCUCGGACCUGGGCCUGGACGUUAUCGACAGCGCGUUCGAGGGAUACAACGCGUGUGUCUUCGCUUAUGGGCAGACUGGCAGCGGCAAGACUUUCACCAUGAUGGGCUCGCCUGAGUACCAAGGCCUCAUCCCCCGCAUCUGCCGGCAACUUUUCUCGCGUGUCGCCGCGGGCAAGGAGUCCGGCGCCUCCUACCGCACGGAGGUCAGCUACCUCGAGAUCUACAAUGAGCGCGUCAAGGACUUGCUGGCAUCGGAUGCGGGACAUUCUUUGCGGGUGCGCGAGCAUCCGAAACUCGGGCCUUAUGUUCAAGACCUGUCUCGGCAUCUGGUGUCAGACUAUGAUGAUAUACAGGAAUGCAUGCACCGAGGAAACCUCCACCGAACCACGGCCUCCACACAGAUGAACGAUGUGUCGUCUCGCUCACACGCCAUAUUCACUAUCACCUUCGUGCAGGCCAGCUAUCUAAGGCACAAUAACAUGCCCAGUGAAACCGUUUCUAAAGUGCAUCUGGUGGACUUGGCUGGCAGUGAGCGAGCAGAUGCGACGGGAGCGACAGGGCAGCGCCUCGUGGAGGGUGCGCAUAUCAAUAAAUCUCUCGUCACGUUGGGGUCCGUCAUCUCCGCACUUGCGGAGUCUAGCCAGCAGCCUGUAGAAAAUCGAAAUCAAAAAGGAGCGAAGAAGGUGUUCAUUCCGUACAGAGACUCGGUUCUAACUUGGCUCCUGAAGGAUUCCUUGGGAGGAAAUUCCAAGACUAUAAUGAUUGCCGCUAUAUCCCCCGCUGACUGCAACUACGGUGAGACGCUGUCGACACUCCGCUACGCCAACCGAGCGAAGAAUAUUAUCAAUAAGCCGACUAUCAACGAAGAUCCCAACGUCAAACUUAUACGGGAGCUGCGCGAGGAGAUCGAGAAACUGCGGGCGCAGAUAUCGCACGAUACGGAUCCCAUCGAGGCUGAACCAGCCGUGCUCGCAACACUCCAACGCAAAGAAGCCCAAGAAAAAGUCCUCACAGAGAAAUGGACGGAAAAGUGGCGGGAGACGCAACAGAUCUUACAAGAACAGAAGGCGCUGGGACUAAGAAAGAGUGGCUUAGGAGUUGUACUAGACUCCGAUAUGCCACAUUUAGUGGGAAUAGAUGACAAUCUGCUGUCUACUGGAGUUACUCUGUACCAUCUCAAGGAAGGUGAAACAGUAAUCGGUACAGAAGAAUACAGCCCGACACCAGACAUAGUGUUAUCCGGUGCUGGAGUGCUGCCCCUACACUGCAAGAUCACAUUACACGAGGGUGUGGCGACACUGCACCCGGCGCCUUCAGCACACUGCUGGCUCAACACUGUGCUUCUGGACAAGGCGGCUAAACUCAGCCAAGGUUGCAUCCUCCUCCUCGGCCGAACCAACAUGUUCCGCUACAACGACCCCGCAGAGGCAGCUAAACUGAGACAGGAGGGCAACGCGUCUGUCAUGAACCUCUCCCGCUUAUCUCUACUCUCCUGGUCCACAACUGACUUGGCAGCUAGCACUGAGAACCUUAACACUACCCUAUCGGACUUGGAAGGUGAGAUCCGGUGCGAAAGAAUAGAAGCUCAGCGCGCUGAGUUAGAGCGAGAGAGACAACAGUUCAUUCUGCAGCAAGAAGAGCGGCAACGACGCUGGCACAGAGAGAGGGAGGAGCUACUUGAAGCACAGAAAAAGCUCGAUGAGGAGCGAGAAGCGAUGGAGCGCGAAUACGCAGCGGCGUGUCGGCGGUUAUCCGGCGACUGGCGCGCGUUAGAGCGUGGUUGGACGCACCGGCGGCGAGCGCUGCGCUCGCGGCGGAGAGAGCUCACAGCCAGAUCCGAGCGGCUAAGGGCGCUGGCUGACACACACACGAGAGCGGCGGACCAGGAGGACUCACACGUGGCGGAUCUGCGCGCACGCGUCGAAGAGAAGCGCGCCGAACUGGAGCGCGUGCUGCGGGUCGAACUUGCGGCGCAGGGCAUCACUGAGAGCCAAACCCCAAGUCCUUCGAGUCCAACUUCGCCCAACUCCGAAACGUCGACGGAGAGUCUGAUGCAUUUACUACAACAGUGCGAACCCACCACCGCCGCUACCAUACGUGACACUGUUGACAGACAUAAAAAAGAGCUAUUAGAAUUGGAAGGCGAACUCCAAAGCCGCGUAGCGUCGGUGGCGUGUCACCGCGUCAAAAUAGAGAGACUACAGGCAGAACUAGCGCUGUUGGGGACGCAAGACUUGGGGCUCAGACAUGCGCUAGCGUCAGACCUUAGUCCCACGGAUAGAAGAGAAGGCGACAACGAUUUGUCUCCCGGCGAAGGUGUGAAGAGGAGUAAAUCCGAAUUAGUACUGAGGCACACGCCACGAGAGGAGGCAUUGGAGCCACUGUCAGCGGACGAGCGAGAAGUGUUCAGAAACAAGCGGCUCAGCCUAAGCCUCAGCCUGGACCCGCUCGCCUCGCCCAACUCGUUCCCCGCCGACGACACCUUCCACACCGCCGCCUCCUCCCCGCCCGCCUCGCUGCCCACGCCCACGCCCACGCCCACCACCGCCGACGUCUCCGCGCUGCCCAGCGAGCCCACGCCCAACUUCCGCCUCGGGCCCGCGCCCGCGCCCGACGACAGCGACGACAUGUCCAGCACCGAGGACUGCCACAAGCCCAGGAUAGUGGAAGGGCAGUCUUCAAGCUCAGUAGAACGAUCGCCAGAAGAAAGGCACCAGAGAGCCAAGUUCAGAAGGAAGAUUGCGACGGAUGGCAAAUCCGGUCGACGGCAAGUGACCGAAGCGGAGGCGUUACGAGCGAUGCAGAGGCUGUGCUCGCGAAUAGCGUCGCAGAAGAUGCUCGUCAUAUCCUCGCUGGAGAACGACUGCUCCAAGGAGGAGCUCAACCGGCAGAUAGCGGUGCUUCAAGAUCUCCAAAAGAAGUACGUCCGCCUAGAGAUGGCGUUGCAGUAUUCUUUCUUCGACAACGGCAAGAGCAACGGGCGGUCCACCGUCACGCCCAUACAGGAGAUGCCCUCGCUUACGCUCAGCGAGAGCGAUGUGCUCGCCGACCCGCCUAAUGACAGAUUGAAAGACACAGAAAUCGAAGCGUCCGACAACGUGUCGACGUCUAACGACGAAACCGCCGAGUCGUGGGACGGCAUCGACGACCCCCUGCGGCGCGCGGCGCGGAACCAUGUCGAACAGGAACCCAACGGGAACGAGCUUAUAGUGGAUGUACCGCCACCGGACCCUACGGCGACAGUCGGUCUUAUGCACCCCAUAGAUUUCAAUGAGGUGGUGAGCAUCCCGGGCUGGGUGACCCGCGGCGCGGGCGCGUCCACCCACCACGAGUACGAGGUGCGCAUCCGCCUCGGCGCCCACCGCUGGGCGCUGCUGCGCCGCUACCGCCGCUUCCGGGACCUCUACCUGGCCAUGCGCCGCACUUACGGACACAAGGUGGCCUCCAUCCCGUUCCCGUCCCGUCAGCUGUGGCAGUCGGAGGGCGUGGCGCGCGCGCGGCGCGGCGCGUUGGAGGCGUUCCUGCGGCGGCUGCUGGCGGUGUGCGCCGAGGACCGCCGCUGCCCGCUGCACUGCGCGCCGCUCACGCCGCAUGCGCUCGUCUCCUUCUCGCCCUUCUUCCGGCGGGUGAGUGAUGUCUCAGUACAAGUGUGUGGGUGACACGCGGCGUGCUAGCAGCGUUCCUGCGGCGGCUGCUGGCGGUGUGCGCCGAGGACCGCCGCUGCCCGCUGCACUGCGCGCCGCUCACGCCGCAUGCGCUCGUCUCCUUCUCGCCCUUCUUCCGGCGGGUGAGUGAUGUCUCAGUACAAGUGUGUGGGUGACACGCGGCGUGCUAGCAGCGUUCCUGCGGCGGCUGCUGGCGGUGUGCGCCGAGGACCGCCGCUGCCCGCUGCACUGCGCGCCGCUCACGCCGCAUGCGCUCGUCUCCUUCUCGCCCUUCUUCCGGCGGGUGAGUGAUGUCUCAGUACAAGUGUGUGGGUGACACGCGGCGUGCUAGCAGCGUUCCUGCGGCGGCUGCUGGCGGUGUGCGCCGAGGACCGCCGCUGCCCGCUGCACUGCGCGCCGCUCACGCCGCAUGCGCUCGUCUCCUUCUCGCCCUUCUUCCGGCGGGUGAGUGAUGUCUCAGUACAAGUGUGUGGGUGACACGCGGCGUGCUAGCAGCGUUCCUGCGGCGGCUGCUGGCGGUGUGCGCCGAGGACCGCCGCUGCCCGCUGCACUGCGCGCCGCUCACGCCGCAUGCGCUCGUCUCCUUCUCGCCCUUCUUCCGGCGGGUGAGUGAUGUCUCAGUACAAGUGUGUGGGUGACACGCGGCGUGCUAGCAGCGUUCCUGCGGCGGCUGCUGGCGGUGUGCGCCGAGGACCGCCGCUGCCCGCUGCACUGCGCGCCGCUCACGCCGCAUGCGCUCGUCUCCUUCUCGCCCUUCUUCCGGCGGGUGAGUGAUGUCUCAGUACAAGUGUGUGGGUGACACGCGGCGUGCUAGCAGCGUUCCUGCGGCGGCUGCUGGCGGUGUGCGCCGAGGACCGCCGCUGCCCGCUGCACUGCGCGCCGCUCACGCCGCAUGCGCUCGUCUCCUUCUCGCCCUUCUUCCGGCGGGUGAGUGAUGUCUCAGUACAAGUGUGUGGGUGACACGCGGCGUGCUAGCAGCGUUCCUGCGGCGGCUGCUGGCGGUGUGCGCCGAGGACCGCCGCUGCCCGCUGCACUGCGCGCCGCUCACGCCGCAUGCGCUCGUCUCCUUCUCGCCCUUCUUCCGGCGGGUGAGUGAUGUCUCAGUACAAGUGUGUGGGUGACACGCGGCGUGCUAGCAGCGUUCCUGCGGCGGCUGCUGGCGGUGUGCGCCGAGGACCGCCGCUGCCCGCUGCACUGCGCGCCGCUCACGCCGCAUGCGCUCGUCUCCUUCUCGCCCUUCUUCCGGCGGGUGAGUGAUGUCUCAGUACAAGUGUGUGGGUGACACGCGGCGUGCUAGCAGCGUUCCUGCGGCGGCUGCUGGCGGUGUGCGCCGAGGACCGCCGCUGCCCGCUGCACUGCGCGCCGCUCACGCCGCAUGCGCUCGUCUCCUUCUCGCCCUUCUUCCGGCGGGUGAGUGAUGUCUCAGUACAAGUGUGUGGGUGACACGCGGCGUGCUAGCAGCGUUCCUGCGGCGGCUGCUGGCGGUGUGCGCCGAGGACCGCCGCUGCCCGCUGCACUGCGCGCCGCUCACGCCGCAUGCGCUCGUCUCCUUCUCGCCCUUCUUCCGGCGGGUGAGUGAUGUCUCAGUACAAGUGUGUGGGUGACACGCGGCGUGCUAGCAGCGUUCCUGCGGCGGCUGCUGGCGGUGUGCGCCGAGGACCGCCGCUGCCCGCUGCACUGCGCGCCGCUCACGCCGCAUGCGCUCGUCUCCUUCUCGCCCUUCUUCCGGCGGGUGAGUGAUGUCUCAGUACAAGUGUGUGGGUGACACGCGGCGUGCUAGCAGCGUUCCUGCGGCGGCUGCUGGCGGUGUGCGCCGAGGACCGCCGCUGCCCGCUGCACUGCGCGCCGCUCACGCCGCAUGCGCUCGUCUCCUUCUCGCCCUUCUUCCGGCGGGUGAGUGAUGUCUCAGUACAAGUGUGUGGGUGACACGCGGCGUGCUAGCAGCGUUCCUGCGGCGGCUGCUGGCGGUGUGCGCCGAGGACCGCCGCUGCCCGCUGCACUGCGCGCCGCUCACGCCGCAUGCGCUCGUCUCCUUCUCGCCCUUCUUCCGGCGGGUGAGUGAUGUCUCAGUACAAGUGUGUGGGUGACACGCGGCGUGCUAGCAGCGUUCCUGCGGCGGCUGCUGGCGGUGUGCGCCGAGGACCGCCGCUGCCCGCUGCACUGCGCGCCGCUCACGCCGCAUGCGCUCGUCUCCUUCUCGCCCUUCUUCCGGCGGGUGAGUGAUGUCUCAGUACAAGUGUGUGGGUGACACGCGGCGUGCUAGCAGCGUUCCUGCGGCGGCUGCUGGCGGUGUGCGCCGAGGACCGCCGCUGCCCGCUGCACUGCGCGCCGCUCACGCCGCAUGCGCUCGUCUCCUUCUCGCCCUUCUUCCGGCGGGUGAGUGAUGUCUCAGUACAAGUGUGUGGGUGACACGCGGCGUGCUAGCAGCGUUCCUGCGGCGGCUGCUGGCGGUGUGCGCCGAGGACCGCCGCUGCCCGCUGCACUGCGCGCCGCUCACGCCGCAUGCGCUCGUCUCCUUCUCGCCCUUCUUCCGGCGGGUGAGUGAUGUCUCAGUACAAGUGUGUGGGUGACACGCGGCGUGCUAGCAGCGUUCCUGCGGCGGCUGCUGGCGGUGUGCGCCGAGGACCGCCGCUGCCCGCUGCACUGCGCGCCGCUCACGCCGCAUGCGCUCGUCUCCUUCUCGCCCUUCUUCCGGCGGGUGAGUGAUGUCUCAGUACAAGUGUGUGGGUGACACGCGGCGUGCUAGCAGCGUUCCUGCGGCGGCUGCUGGCGGUGUGCGCCGAGGACCGCCGCUGCCCGCUGCACUGCGCGCCGCUCACGCCGCAUGCGCUCGUCUCCUUCUCGCCCUUCUUCCGGCGGGUGAGUGAUGUCUCAGUACAAGUGUGUGGGUGACACGCGGCGUGCUAGCAGCGUUCCUGCGGCGGCUGCUGGCGGUGUGCGCCGAGGACCGCCGCUGCCCGCUGCACUGCGCGCCGCUCACGCCGCAUGCGCUCGUCUCCUUCUCGCCCUUCUUCCGGCGGGUGAGUGAUGUCUCAGUACAAGUGUGUGGGUGACACGCGGCGUGCUAGCAGCGUUCCUGCGGCGGCUGCUGGCGGUGUGCGCCGAGGACCGCCGCUGCCCGCUGCACUGCGCGCCGCUCACGCCGCAUGCGCUCGUCUCCUUCUCGCCCUUCUUCCGGCGGGUGAGUGAUGUCUCAGUACAAGUGUGUGGGUGACACGCGGCGUGCUAGCAGCGUUCCUGCGGCGGCUGCUGGCGGUGUGCGCCGAGGACCGCCGCUGCCCGCUGCACUGCGCGCCGCUCACGCCGCAUGCGCUCGUCUCCUUCUCGCCCUUCUUCCGGCGGGUGAGUGAUGUCUCAGUACAAGUGUGUGGGUGACACGCGGCGUGCUAGCAGCGUUCCUGCGGCGGCUGCUGGCGGUGUGCGCCGAGGACCGCCGCUGCCCGCUGCACUGCGCGCCGCUCACGCCGCAUGCGCUCGUCUCCUUCUCGCCCUUCUUCCGGCGGGUGAGUGAUGUCUCAGUACAAGUGUGUGGGUGACACGCGGCGUGCUAGCAGCGUUCCUGCGGCGGCUGCUGGCGGUGUGCGCCGAGGACCGCCGCUGCCCGCUGCACUGCGCGCCGCUCACGCCGCAUGCGCUCGUCUCCUUCUCGCCCUUCUUCCGGCGGGUGAGUGAUGUCUCAGUACAAGUGUGUGGGUGACACGCGGCGUGCUAGCAGCGUUCCUGCGGCGGCUGCUGGCGGUGUGCGCCGAGGACCGCCGCUGCCCGCUGCACUGCGCGCCGCUCACGCCGCAUGCGCUCGUCUCCUUCUCGCCCUUCUUCCGGCGGGUGAGUGAUGUCUCAGUACAAGUGUGUGGGUGACACGCGGCGUGCUAGCAGCGUUCCUGCGGCGGCUGCUGGCGGUGUGCGCCGAGGACCGCCGCUGCCCGCUGCACUGCGCGCCGCUCACGCCGCAUGCGCUCGUCUCCUUCUCGCCCUUCUUCCGGCGGGUGAGUGAUGUCUCAGUACAAGUGUGUGGGUGACACGCGGCGUGCUAGCAGCGUUCCUGCGGCGGCUGCUGGCGGUGUGCGCCGAGGACCGCCGCUGCCCGCUGCACUGCGCGCCGCUCACGCCGCAUGCGCUCGUCUCCUUCUCGCCCUUCUUCCGGCGGGUGAGUGAUGUCUCAGUACAAGUGUGUGGGUGACACGCGGCGUGCUAGCAGCGUUCCUGCGGCGGCUGCUGGCGGUGUGCGCCGAGGACCGCCGCUGCCCGCUGCACUGCGCGCCGCUCACGCCGCAUGCGCUCGUCUCCUUCUCGCCCUUCUUCCGGCGGGUGAGUGAUGUCUCAGUACAAGUGUGUGGGUGACACGCGGCGUGCUAGCAGCGUUCCUGCGGCGGCUGCUGGCGGUGUGCGCCGAGGACCGCCGCUGCCCGCUGCACUGCGCGCCGCUCACGCCGCAUGCGCUCGUCUCCUUCUCGCCCUUCUUCCGGCGGGUGAGUGAUGUCUCAGUACAAGUGUGUGGGUGACACGCGGCGUGCUAGCAGCGUUCCUGCGGCGGCUGCUGGCGGUGUGCGCCGAGGACCGCCGCUGCCCGCUGCACUGCGCGCCGCUCACGCCGCAUGCGCUCGUCUCCUUCUCGCCCUUCUUCCGGCGGGUGAGUGAUGUCUCAGUACAAGUGUGUGGGUGACACGCGGCGUGCUAGCAGCGUUCCUGCGGCGGCUGCUGGCGGUGUGCGCCGAGGACCGCCGCUGCCCGCUGCACUGCGCGCCGCUCACGCCGCAUGCGCUCGUCUCCUUCUCGCCCUUCUUCCGGCGGGUGAGUGAUGUCUCAGUACAAGUGUGUGGGUGACACGCGGCGUGCUAGCAGCGUUCCUGCGGCGGCUGCUGGCGGUGUGCGCCGAGGACCGCCGCUGCCCGCUGCACUGCGCGCCGCUCACGCCGCAUGCGCUCGUCUCCUUCUCGCCCUUCUUCCGGCGGGUGAGUGAUGUCUCAGUACAAGUGUGUGGGUGACACGCGGCGUGCUAGCAGCGUUCCUGCGGCGGCUGCUGGCGGUGUGCGCCGAGGACCGCCGCUGCCCGCUGCACUGCGCGCCGCUCACGCCGCAUGCGCUCGUCUCCUUCUCGCCCUUCUUCCGGCAGGUGAGUGAUGUCUCAGUACAAGUGUGUGGGUGACACGCGGCGUGCUAGCAGCGUUCCUGCGGCGGCUGCUGGCGGUGUGCGCCGAGGACCGCCGCUGCCCGCUGCACUGCGCGCCGCUCACGCCGCAUGCGCUCGUCUCCUUCUCGCCCUUCUUCCGGCGGGUGAGUGAUGUCUCAGUACAAGUGUGUGGGUGACACGCGGCGUGCUAGCAGCGUUCCUGCGGCGGCUGCUGGCGGUGUGCGCCGAGGACCGCCGCUGCCCGCUGCACUGCGCGCCGCUCACGCCGCAUGCGCUCGUCUCCUUCUCGCCCUUCUUCCGGCGGGGCGUGUUCGAGUCGGGCAAGUGCGGCACGGGCUGACGGCGCGCGGAGCUCGCCGCGGCGCGCGCGCUGCUCGCGUGCGCGCUGCGCCUCGCCGCCGCGCUCGCGCUGCUGCUCGCGCACGCCAUCGCGCUGCUGCUGCUGCUGCUCUACAUGCUCUACCGGAGGCUCAGGUAGCCCAUCCACUCACCCGGGGGAUUAUAUAUAGAGACGUUACUGCCAGCGAUUAUAACUAGCGGAGAGUUGAUGGUUCUUGCAUACGGCGUACAGUCUGACCAAAAAGAGUAGAAAUUAAAAAAGUAACAACAUCGUAGUUUCGUCCCGUUUUCUCACACUGAUUUGAAAGGGAUGACACUACAAUCACAGUAUAAUAAAGAGUACUAUCG
Leguminivora glycinivorella is the source of this 9779-nucleotide messenger RNA. It is a transcript of the gene Klp98A, whose product is annotated as kinesin-like protein Klp98A. Gene Ontology annotation, biological process: microtubule-based movement. Lineage: Eukaryota; Metazoa; Arthropoda; Insecta; Lepidoptera; Tortricidae. The record is from RefSeq and is a predicted model, not a curated record. Gene Ontology annotation, molecular function: microtubule binding; phosphatidylinositol binding; ATP binding. The coding region runs from base 65 to 3955 and encodes 1296 amino acids. The transcript has 28 exons.